Messenger RNA from Centruroides sculpturatus (bark scorpion), 1138 nucleotides. RefSeq names its product elongation of very long chain fatty acids protein AAEL008004-like. Lineage: Eukaryota; Metazoa; Arthropoda; Arachnida; Scorpiones; Buthidae. Gene Ontology annotation, molecular function: fatty acid elongase activity. Bases 105 to 1064 code for a protein of 319 amino acids. The transcript is spliced from 7 exons. The record is from RefSeq and is a predicted model, not a curated record. Gene Ontology annotation, biological process: fatty acid elongation, polyunsaturated fatty acid; sphingolipid biosynthetic process; very long-chain fatty acid biosynthetic process. Gene Ontology annotation, cellular component: endoplasmic reticulum membrane.
UCUUUUUUUUUUUGCUAGAUACAGUUAAAAGAGAAACUCGUAGGAGUUCGGUUUCCUUUAAUCAGCAUUAAAAGUGAAGGAAAUCGUUAGGUUUGGACGACAAAAUGGACCAUUUGUGGUUAGAAAUUGUCGACUUCUAUAACACAACGUUGGAUAAUGGAGAUCCCAGAGUUAAUGAAUGGCCAAUGAUGCAAAGCCCAUGGCCUACUAUAUCCAUCUGCCUCUUGUAUGUUUACGUAGUAAAAGUGUUGGCUCCUGCCUACAUGAAAGAUCGAGAACCAAUGAAUAUAAGAACAUUCAUGGUAGUCUACAACUUCUUAAUGGUAAUAGUGAGCUUUGUUACAUUUUACAUGCUUGGACGUUACGGUUGGUUUGGAAAGUACAAUUGGAGAUGCCAGCCUGUUGAUUAUUCAGAUAAUGAAGAUGCUGUCAUGAUGGUUCACAUAGCUUGGUGGUAUUAUUUAUCUAAAUACUUGGAAUUUAUAGAUACGUUUUUCUUUGUACUGAGGAGAAAAUUCAGUCAUGUUUCUACUCUUCAUGUUAUCCAUCAUGGUGUGAUGCCUAUGAGUGUGUGGUGGGGAGUCAAAUUCACUCCUGGUGGCCAUAGCACUUUUUUUGCUUUCAUAAAUAGUUUUGUUCACAUUCUCAUGUAUAUCUAUUAUGGAUUGGCUGCAAUGGGACCAAGCAUGUACAAGUACUUAUGGUGGAAGAAAUAUAUGACUACUGUCCAAAUGGUGCAAUUUAUCAUAAUCUUCAUCCACUCCUUCCAAUUAUUAUUCAAUUCCCAAUGCAAUUAUCCACGAGGAUUCAUGUGGUGGAUUGGCUUCCAUGCAGUCAUGUUCUGGUUUCUUUUUAUGGACUUUUACAAAAGUGCUUACCACAAGAAGAGGACCACGUCAAAGAGAUUAUCCGAAAGUAUUGCCAAUGGAGUAAUGCAUGCAAAUGAAAAAACCAAAGAAUGCGAUGGAUCCGUCCAGAACGGAUUUUAUCAAAAUGGCAUUUGUGUUAAUGGAAUUCCAAAAAAGCUUGUAAGUAGAUGUAAUUCUAAUAAGAAAGAAGACUGAAUUCCAAAAUAGAAGCGGGAACAUUUCAAAUUUCUGUUUACUAAAAAUCCACACAUUUAUAAAACAGACCAAGA